AUGGCGGAUACCGGUACGUCCGGUGGGAGAAUAGAUGAUACGAGAAUAGAUGAUACACAUACGAUGCUCGCGGAUAUGUUAACAGUUCCUAAUAUAGAUCAAUCUGAAGAUGCCGAGGAUGCUGACGAGUCGGGAAAUGCUGGAGGCGUGACUGAUCAUGAGGAGCUAGCGCAGAUAAUGAAAUUAAUUAACGACAAUGAAAAUGAUCUGUAUGAGGGUUGUACCGAGUUCACCAGGUUAUCAUUUAUGCUGCGUCUUUUGCGUAUAAAGUCUCUUAGCGGAAUGGCGGAUAAAUAUUUUAAUAUGUUGCUUGUGUUGCUGAGAAAAGUCAUUCCAAAUGGAAAAGAUAGCAUACCAGAAAAUUAUGAUAACGCAAAGAAGAUUGUUUCCGUUAUAGGACUUGAUUACAAUAAAAUCGACGCAUGCCCUAAUGAUUGUAUCCUCUACUAUAAGGAUAACAAAGAUCUUCAGGAGUGUCCAAUUUGUGGAGUAUCACGGUGGGUACAACGCAAAAAUUAUUCAACACAUGGGACAACAAGGUCUAUGCUUAAGCAAAAGAAGAUUCCAGCAAAGGUCCUGCGUCAUUUUCCCUUAAUACCAAGGCUAAAACGGUUGUAUAUGAAUAAAGACACUGCUAAGCAAAUGAGGUGGCACAUGGAGGAACGUAUUGAUGAUGGUAAAAUCAGACAUCCGGCCGAUGCAGAGGCGUGGAAGCAUGUGGAUAGAACUUUUCCUUCGUUUGCGAAUGAGUGCAGGAAUGUUAGACUAGGUUUGUCUAGCGACGGAUUUAAUCCAUUUGGGAUAAUGAGUUCUGGUUGGUCUACAUGGCCUGUUGUAUUAACACCUUACAACUUACCGCCUUGGCUUUGUAUGAAACAACCGUAUAUGAUACUUUCAUUAUUGAUACCGGGCAAGCAUGCGCCAGGCAAUGACAUAGAUGUGUUUUUAGAACCGCUAAUUGAUGAGUUAAAACAACUCUGGACUGAAGGGGUUAUGACUCAUGAUACUCAUGCAAAGCAGUCUUUCAGACUAUGUGCUAUUUUACUAUGGACAAUUAAUGAUUUUCCAGCCUAUGCGAAUCUUUUAGGUUGGUCUACAAAGGGAACAUAUGCAUGUCCAGUGUGUGGUCCAGAAUUCAAAGGUCUUUAUCUGCAGCACAGUCGAAAGUUUUGUUAUUGGUUUAAUAGAAGGUGGUUGAACAUAAAACACAGGUACAGAACCAAAAAAUGGAGCAAGUUUUUUGAUGAUACUGUUGAGAAGAGAGAUGCUCCGCGUCCAUUACGUGGGGAUCAGAUUGUACAUUUGCUUGAGAUGUUCCCUGCCGUCAGGUUUGGAAAGAAGCGCUAUUCGAAAGAAGAUUUACUUGGAGUAAGGAACUUGCGUAUUAACAAAAGGAUACCAAAACGAAAGAGACAAGCACAAGUGGUGAGUGAUGGGGCUGAAGUCGUAAAAUUACCUUCAGGAUGGACAAAAUUCAGCAUUUUUUUUCAACUCCCCUAUUGGAAAGAGCUAAAAAUACGUCACAACUUGGACGUUAUGCACAUUAAAAAAAAUAUUUGUGAUAAUCUUUUGUCCACACUGUUGCAAGAUGCUAAUAAAUCAAAGGAUGAUCUACGAGCUCGUCGAGAUCUAACAGCAUUGAACAUUAGAGAGGAACUGCAGCCAAAAAAUGUCGGAAAUGACCGAUUAGAGUUGCCUACGUCUCGUAUUACAAUGUCAAAAGUUGAGAUGCAAACAUUUUGUCAAGUCCUCAAAUCAAUAAAGUUACCAGAGGGUUAUUCCGCAAACAUAUCGAACUAUGUCCAGGUGCAAGAAAGGAAAAUAUUAGGGCUUAAAACUCAUGAUUAUCACGUGCUUCUUCAUCAAUUGCUACCUGUGGCACUACGCAGUACUAUGCAGAAUAAAAAAACAGUGAAGGUUAUUAUUGAUUUUUGUAGAUUUUUUAGAAAGCUUUGUUCUAAAGUUAUAGACGCCCGUGACUUUGAGAAACUUGGAGAAAAUAUUUCUGAAACAAUGUGUGAAAUGGAGAUGCUCUUUCCUCCAUCUUUUUUCACAAUAAUGGUUCAUCUUACACAUCAUCUCGCGGAGGAGGCUGCAAUAGCAAGACCAGUCCAUUAUCGUUGGAUGUAUCCAAUAGAGAGAUAUUUGGGUUCAAUGAAGCGUCAAUUGCGUAACAGAGCUCGCCCAGAAGGUUCAAUAGCUGAAAGUUACGUGAGAAGCGAGUGUCUCUUAUUUGCCUCUCGUUAUAUGAGAGGGGAACAAACUGAACUUCAAGCACCCGUUGAUAAUAAGGAGUACACAAUUCUCUAUCCUCGCGGGCUGAACAAAAAUUAUUCUAGCAUAUUGUUAGAUCAAGCGCAUGCAUAUGUUAUAAAUAAUCUUGAAAUAUUCUCGGAGUACCGGAGGCAACAUCAGGAAAAACUUAAGAAUGAAGUUACCGGUAGUACAGCGGUACAUGACAUUAAAGAAAGACAUAUGAAGGAAUUCCCUGCUUGGUUGAAUAGUGAAAUCCAGGAACAACUUGUCCUUAAUAAUCAAAUAUCAGAAGAAGUGAAGGUUCACGCAAAGCGGCCUUACUAUGCUAUAAUUCACUAUGGUGGGUAUCGUGUUAACGGUUAUAAAUUUCACACAAUGGAGGUUGGUGAUACGAAGGUCACCCAGAAUAGUGGUGUCAUGGCUACCUUCUCACGGGAAUGUUUCUCAAACAGAAGAGAUCAGAAUCCAGUUGAAAAUAAUAUGACAUAUUAUGGAAGGUUGGAAGAUGUGGUGGAGAUAUUCUACGGCUAUGGUGGUCCAAAUGAACAUAAAUACAUGAUGUUCAUGAUUCGUUGGUGUUUUACAAAGACUCAAAAGGAUCCCUUUGGAUUUACAAUUGUCAAUCUCGAUAAAGAAAUUGAUAGUGAUGAAAAAUUCAUGUUUGCAUCUCAGGUGGGACAAUGUUUCUAUGUGAAAGAUCCUACAGUUAAAGACGAGUGGGUUGUCUUGUACAAGGAUUCUAGGGCUUAUAUUCAACCUUCCACGAAUGAAGAUGAUGACGAGAGCUAUAUAAACAACUUCAAUGAGCCAAAUACAGCGAUCGAUGAAUUCUCGUACCCUCAAAACGUAGUGCUUGAAACGGAUGCUCCAACAACUCGGACAGACAUUCCAAAUAUUAUCACAGACAUUAAUAGGAGCUAA
This is a messenger RNA of Asparagus officinalis (garden asparagus), 3177 nucleotides long. RefSeq lists its product as uncharacterized. NCBI's taxonomy places the organism in Eukaryota, Viridiplantae, Streptophyta, Magnoliopsida, Asparagales, Asparagaceae. The record is from RefSeq and is a predicted model, not a curated record. Bases 1 to 3177 code for a protein of 1058 amino acids. The transcript has 4 exons.